ACGUCAUCACGGAGCCGGCCACAGCGUAGCUACGGAAAGCGUGUUAGACCAAAAAUCUUGUAAACCUUCCUAUAUCGGCGAUAGACAUUUAUCACCAAUUUAAGAGAGAAAUCAGCCGUGAAUCAUUAAAAAAAAUCUGAAAUAAAACAAAAAGAGGAAGAUUUGUCGAUGAGUGGAGAGUCCGUCCGUGUUGGACAGCUAGAUGAUCGGUGGGAGGCAGCGGAAGAUAACGGUUCAGGUGGCCGCUUCAAGGAGACAGACCGCUGCGAUGCUACGUAGGCAUCUGGAAGAAAAGGGCUUUUAGUGGAGGCAGUUUUCUGGAGUCACUGCUACUCCGUUUAGCCGUUUUUAGGUUUUCUAUUUUAGCCUCUGGAUUUUAACUAAUUUACUUUUUACACCAAAAUUGUUUAGCAAACUAAGGAUUUAAACGGAGUUUUGUGGAAUGGCAGGUCGAAGUAGGAGAGCGUGGUUCAGUGUUCUGUUGGGUCUGGUUGUCGGCUUCACCCUGGCUUCCAGGCUCAUUUUACCCAAAGCCACCGAGCUAAAGCGAGCCGGACAGAAGCGGAAAGUCAACCCUGCAGCCUGUGGGCUGAACGGGGCUCUGAGAAAGGAGCACGGCGGGGCUCCAUGGGCGCCACAAGGGAACGGUUCACCGACCGACAAGCCAGGCUCCGGGAGCAACAAUUUCCUGUUCGUCGGUGUGAUGACGGCCCAGAAGUACCUAAAGAACCGAGCCGUGGCAGCACACAAAACAUGGGCACAAACUAUUCCCGGUCGUGUGGAGUUCUUCUCCAGUGAGGGCUCUGAUACCUCCAUACCUAUUCCCAUUGUGGCUCUGAAGAAUGUGGACGACUCAUACCCGCCUCAGAAGAAGUCCUUCAUGAUGCUGAAGUACAUGCAUGACCACUACCUGGACAAGUACGAGUGGUUCAUGAGGGCCGAUGACGAUGUCUACAUCAAGAGCGAGAAGCUAGAGAGCUUCCUUCGAAGCCUGAACAGCAGCGAGGCCAUCUUUCUGGGCCAGACGGGAAUGGGGGCCCGUGAUGAACUGGGAAAACUGGCUCUGGAGCCCGGGGAGAAUUUCUGCAUGGGGGGUCCUGGUGUCAUCAUGAGCCGGGAGGUCCUGAAGAGGAUGGUACCCCACAUCCGGGAGUGUCUGCAGGAGAUGUACACCACCCAUGAAGACGUAGAGGUGGGCCGGUGUGUGAGGAGAUUUGCCAGGGUCCAGUGUGUCUGGUCCUACGAGAUGCAGCAACUCUUUUACGAGAACUAUGAACCCAACAAGAAGGGCUACAUCCGAGAACUGCACAACAGCAAGAUCCAUCGGGCCAUCACCCUCCACCCCAACAAGAACCCCCCCUACCAGUAUCGCUUACACAGCUACAUGCUCAGCCGCAAGAUUGCAGACCUACGCCACCGAACCAUCCAGCUCCACAGGGAGAUAGUCCAGAUGGGACGCUACGGUGCGGCCGAGCCCAGCCGAGAGGACCUGCAGCUCGGCAUGCCUCCUUCAUUCAUGCGUUUUCAUCCUCAUCAGAGGGAGGAUGUCCUCGAGUGGGAGUUUCUGACAGGAAAGUACCUGUUUUCAUCGUCCGACAGUCAGCCGCCACGCCGUGGGAUGGACUCCUCUCAGAGGCAGGCCUUGGAUGACAUCAUCAUGCAGGUGAUGGAGAUGAUCAACGCCAACGCCAAGACGCGGGGCCGUGUUAUCGAUUUUAAGGAAAUCCAGUAUGGCUAUCGAAGGUUGAACCCAUUAUAUGGGGCAGAGUAUGUUCUGGAUCUGCUGCUGCUCUACAAGAAGCACAAAGGAAAGACCAUGACAGUUCCUGUGAGGAGACACGCUUACCUUCAGCAGACUUUCAGCCAGAUCCAGUUCAGAGAGGAGGAGGAGAUGGAUGCCAGGGCUUUAGCUAGCCACAUCAACAAGGAGUCCGACUCCCUGUCGUUCCUGUCCAACUCCCUGAAGAUGCUGGUUCCCUUUAAGCUAGCCACUUCUGGACAAGACCAGAGGGAACCGAAGGAAGACAAGGUCAACAUUCUGGUUCCUCUGUCGGGGCGGUAUGACAUCUUCGUUCGCUUUAUGUCGAACUUUGAAAAGGUUUGUUUGAUCCCCAACCUGAACGUGAAACUAUUGAUCCUGCUGUUCAGCACCGACAACAACACUGAGCGGGUCAAACAGGUGGAGCUGAUGAGGGAGUACCACCUGAAGUAUCCUCGGGCUGAGAUGGAGAUCAAACCUGUAGCCGGUUCCUUCUCCAGAGCUCUGGCUCUGGAAGUGGGUUCCUUACACUUCUCCAAUGAUUCCCUGCUGUUCUACUGCGACGUGGACCUGCUGUUCUCCAGUGACUUUCUGAAGCGCUGCCGGACCAACGCCGCCUUGGGAAGGCAGGCCUACUUCCCCAUCAUUUUCAGCCAGUAUGAUCCUAAAGUGGUGUACACAGGGAAGGUUCCAAGCAACAACCAUUAUGUCUUCACCUCAAAAACGGGUCUUUGGAGGACCUACGGCUUCGGCAUUGUCUGCGUCUACAAGGGAGACCUGGUCCGAACCGGGGGCUUUGAUACCUCCAUCCAGGGCUGGGGCCUGGAGGACGUUGACCUUUACAAUAAGUUCGUCCAGUCAGGGGUCAGGCUGUUCAGGAGUUCGGACACAGGGAUAGUGCACGUCCACCACCCGGUUCUUUGUGACCCGAACCUGGAGGCGAAGCAGUACAAGAUGUGCCUGGGCUCCAAAGCUUCGUCUUACGGUUCCACCCAGCAGCUGGCAGAACUCUGGCUGGAGAAGAACGACCACAGCUUCAGGAGGCUGGCCACCAACAACGGCUCAGUCAGGACAGCCUGAGACGCCUCGUCUUCACUUCCUUUUUAACCAAACAUUUUACCGUUUAUUUAUUUUUCACUGAAGAUGUCAAACUGUUGUUUCUAAACAUUUAGUUUUAAAACCAUUCGGAAAUGUUGAUGAGCUGACGGAGAGCCUGAGCUUCAGAUGGACAGACACUCGGGCUUCUUCGGAUGGUUAAAUGUUGGACAGAUGGACACUGUGGUGGUGGGGCGUUAUUUUAAGCAGAGUGUCUCCUUAAAUUCAUUGGCAGUAAAUUACAUUUUCUGUAAAAUUUUACUCUUUGUCACCCACUUCGAAAUCCACGUUACAACAAAUGCCAGGCUAAUUAUGACACCAACAGACUAUUUGG
Molecule: messenger RNA, 3188 nt
Organism: Nematolebias whitei (Rio pearlfish)
Lineage: Eukaryota; Metazoa; Chordata; Actinopteri; Cyprinodontiformes; Rivulidae
Gene: chsy1
Product: chondroitin sulfate synthase 1
Exons: 3
Coding region: 443-2839 (798 amino acids)
Cellular component (GO): Golgi cisterna membrane
Molecular function (GO): glucuronosyl-N-acetylgalactosaminyl-proteoglycan 4-beta-N-acetylgalactosaminyltransferase activity
Source: RefSeq, a predicted model, not a curated record